UUCCAGUGUGAGCGCGCUCGCUCAUUUUGUUGUUAACGUGCGCUUGUGAACGACAGACGUGUGCUGUGCAGAAAUAAAUAUAUGUUGAAAUAAAACCGUGUUAAAUGCAGCCGAAAACCGAACGCGUGUGAGUGCGCCUGUGUUAGUCGAAUUUGUGUCUGUGUUUGUGUAAACGACUUCCCAGCAGCACGCAAUAAGAACGAAAAAGCGAAAAGAGACAACGAGAGGACUACGUCAAAGUUGGAAGCAGAAACAGCAGCAGAAGCAGAAUAUACACUCAUUUUAAUUAAAAUAUAAACAACAAACUCAAAAAUGACUGAAUUAGAGCAACCGCCACAAAAUGGCAUAGAUCCCACCGCGGGCGAAGAUGAUGAUAACAACAAAGCGCGUCCCGCGGACAUUGAACAGGAUAUGCGUGAAAUGGAGCGACGCAAACGUGUGGAGGCCAUCAUGGGCUCAAAACUGUUUCGCGAGGAAUUGGAGCGCAUUGUGGAUUCGGCACGCGAAGGAGGCGCUGGCGCCAGUGGAAUAUUGCAGCAAUUGUCAGAUAUUGUGGGCGUGCCCGUGAAUCGAGUUAGCAAUGUGUUUAAGAGCAGCAGUUGCAUGGUGCCCAUCAAUGAUAUCCGUGGCGUGGAAUCUAUGGGCUAUGCCAAGGGUGAGAAGAUACUCAGAUGCAAAUUGGCGGCCACAUUCCGUUUGCUGGACCUGUACGGCUGGACCCAAGGUCUGGGAGCACAGAUCACGGCACGCCUCAAGGUCGAUCAGGAGUACUUUUUGGUUAAUCCCUAUGGACUGAUGUACCAUGAGAUGACCGCAUCGGCCCUCAACAAAGUCGAUAUGCAGGGCCAGAUUGUGGAGCAGGGUACCACCAACUUUGGAGUGAACAAGAGCCACUUUGUGUUGCACUCGGUGGUGCAUGCAGCUCGUCCUGAUAUUCGCUGCGCCAUCUAUAUUGGCUGCAGUCCCGUGGUGGCCAUCUCCUCGCUGAAGUCGGGCCUGCUGGCCCUCACCAAGGAUGCCUGCGUAUUGGGCGAGAUUAGCACACACAUCUACACCGGACUGUUUGAUGAGGACGAACGCAAUCGUCUGGUUCGCAGCCUGGGACCCAACUCCAAGGUCAUGUUGCUAGCCAACCAUGGUGCGCUGUGCUGUGGCGAGACCAUCGAGGAAGCUUUCUAUGCCGCCUGUCACAUUGUCCAGGCGUGCGAGACGCAAUUGAAGCUGCUGCCCGUCGGUAUUGACAAUCUGGUGCUUAUACCCGAGGAGUCGCGCAAGUUAAUCUACGAUCAGUCGCGUCGUCCACCAGAGGAUUUGGAAAAGAAAUUUGCCGCUGUCACAGCGGACGACGAUGCAGCUGCCGCUAACAAAGAGGAAGCUGCUCCACCCAAGAUCGGCAGUCCACCCAAGUGGCGUGUGGGUGGUGCCGAAUUUGAGGCAUUAAUGCGUAUGCUGGAUAAUGCUGGCUAUCGAACUGGUUACAUCUAUCGUCAUCCAUUGAUCAAGUCGGAUCCGCCAAAGCCUAAGAAUGAUGUGGAACUACCACCAGCUGUGUCCUCGUUGGGUUAUCUGCUCGAGGAGGAGGAGCUCUUCAGACAGGGCAUUUGGAAGAAGGGAGAUCUGCGCAAGGGCGGCGAUCGCAGUCGCUGGCUGAACUCGCCCAAUGUUUACCAGAAGGUCGAGGUACUGGAGACGGGCACUCCAGAUCCCAAGAAAAUCACAAAGUGGGUUGCCGAGGGUUCACCCACUCACUCAACUCCAGUGCGGAUCGAGGAUCCUUUGCAGUUUGUGCCAGCUGGAACCACAACCAAGGAGUUUAAGCGCGUCCAACAACAAAUCAAGGAUAAUCGACGUGCUGACAAAAUCUCGGCCGGACCACAAUCGCACAUAUUGGAGGGUGUUACCUGGGAUGAGGCAAAUCGUAUCAAAGAUGCAACUGUCUCGCAAACUGGCGACCAUGUGGUGCUCAUGGGUGCUGCUUCCAAGGGAAUCAUACAGCGUGGCUUCCAGCAUAAUGCAACAGUCUACAAGGCACCGUAUGCCAAGAAUCCAUUCGAUAAUGUGACAGACGAUGAGCUCAACGAGUACAAACGCACCGUGGAGCGCAAAAAGAAGAGCAUUCAUGGCGAAUAUACCGAUACGGACUUCUCGGAGUCUGAGGCACUCAACUCGAUGCAAGCAGCAGGGGCACAUGCACAUGCAAAACACGCACAGAGUGAACCAGAAACGGAACACCAAGUCAUACAGAUCCAAACGCAGCAGGCGCCAAUUCCCAGCCAGGCUGAGGUUGUGCUGAGCGAUGAUGAGAGGCAGAGCAUCAUCUACGAUGAGGUGGACAAGGAGAAUCAUAAUGAGAAGCAGAAUAGUUCAUCCUCGACUAGCAAGUGUCGUCGUGAUUUAAGCUCAGCAUUUGUUAAUCCUCCCUCUACUAGUUCCCGUCCUGACUUGCCACAGAGAUCUGAGCACUUGGCUGGGCAAAGACAGAUUCAAAAUGAUUUCUAUACUUAUGCUUAUGGUGAGGGUGGUGGGUCUGUGUCUUUGGGUCGCUGUUGUCAGCCGCAGAUUUGUUCGCUGCUCCUGAAUGCUUUACACUCGGAGCACUUGAAUCCCAUGUCCUAUCAUCGCAAUAGUCCCACUUCGAGCACUGUGACCACCAGCACUCAUGAAUCCUUGACGCCACGUCGUCCCUUGCAGUUGGCCAAUGUCGUGUUGACCGUUCCCUCUGUUCCGGCUCCGUAUCGCACCUGUUCCCACUUUGGCUUCAAUUCGCCGCGUCAGACGCCACGGACGGAGCACCGACAUGUGCCAGCUGGAUCCGAAUGUGUUCGCUAUCGUCCAAUGCAUCGUGUGAUCAGCUAUGAGGAGAUCUUUGCCACACCCCGUUACGAGCAGCUGUGCCACUCGUGCUUCGAUCAAUUGCUGCGCCUCAAGCCGGAGCUGCAGCGUCGCAGUGCUCCAAGCAGCAGUCUCGAAGAUCCCGAUGAACUGAUUAGCUAUCCCAGCAGCUCGGUUACGCCACGGAAGCUGACCACUUUAACUGAGACAAAUGAUGAGGGAGGCGAGGAGGAGCAGGAGCAGGAAGAGGAAGAAUAUGCUGAGAUCUCGGAGCGUCCAAAUGCUCAGUGUCAUGUUAGCACACAGACAGGUUCCAGUUUCCUACGACAGCUCGACCGUUUCAACUACUCUGAGGAAUCGACCAAUGUGGGCUAUGUGCCAGGUCUGCAGAUCAGUGACAUCAGCUUGCCAGGUGUCCCUACCAUGUCCAGUCCUGCGGCCAGUGCAACGAGCGAGCCGCCGUUGAAAUCAUUGCCAGGACUGCAAACCAAAUCCACCAUAACGGACAUUACGGAGGUGUGGAACUUUGGCAACUGGCAGCAGGAAUCCCAGCAAGAUCGGCAGAAGCAACAGCCGCUCACUGAACGUCAUAUAACUUUAGAGAUUACACAGCAAUUUAAUGCCCCACAGGAGCAGAAUCGGGAUCAGGAGCGACAGUUAAUGUCACGGGAUGAGCGACAGCGUCGGAAAACGGAAUUCGAAGAACUCUGGCAGGAUCAUGUGCAGUACUUUGGCGCCAAGCAGAAUAUGGAAGAGGAAGCAGCACCAACAGUUGCUGGAGAGGCGCAGGAGGAGGAAACUCUAUGGACAUUUGUGCCGGCAGCAGCUCAAGCAGAGCAAGUCCAAAUUCUAGCUCAAGACUCCUCCAACGAGGAGGCACAGCAACAGGUGACAGACGAAGCGUUGCCAAAGAUGUUGCAAGAUUUCGAAGAGAGUCUCAGCGCAGCCGGUGAGAAUCUGGAGAAACUGGUGGCCAUUGCCAAGAAGCUGCAAGUGGAGGAAACAAAAGAGGAAGAAGAAGAAGAAACCGUGGAAUCCAUGGAGAAUGGUUCGCUAUUUCGUGCCAUUAGCUUGGAGAAUAUUGCCGAAGCCGAUGAUGCGGCAUCUGUGUCGGAGCCACAACUUAUGGUGACGUUCACGGAUGAUGAUGAUGAUGCGGGUGAAGAGCUGGAGGAACAGGAGGAGCAGGAGCCUCAGGAGGAGAAGCGAGACGAUGAGAAGCCAGUGACACCUUUGCCCGAAGUGAGCUACAAGGAAAAGAACAAUCCCGAGUGCACACAAAUCGAUGAGAAGGAAGUCGAUGAAAAUGAAGGACAUAAAGUAGAGGAAGAGAAACAGGAGCAGCAACAGGAGUCGAAAUCACAGCAAGAGCGAGCAGACACUAUGGCAAGUGGUUCCUCCACUGAUAAUGGCAUAUUCUCGCCAUUGGAACGCGAGAUUCUCGAUCGCAUCGAGGCUGGCAAGCUGAAGGAAAGGGAAUCGAUCUUUGGCCGGAUUGAUGAGAGCAUACGCAACAAGUUGACGACUUGCCGGCUCAAGAACAUGGUCAGCGAUGUGGAAGAAACCUUCUCGACAUGCACACACAUCUUUCGAAGUCCGCCGCCAAAAAAGACGACGCCGACAUCGACGCCGCAGCCGCAUCUGUUUCAAUUCAGCAGCGAACCGCGUCCCUCCGCCUACAGCAUGCACAACAUUGAGGCACCGAGCAGCUCCUCGGCCCAUGUGCAUUUGGUAACGGGUCAGGCGCCACGACUUUCACGCUCCUGGACAAGCUAUCCGGCGGAGAGCAGUGAGCAGGCGUCGCCAUCACCCUCGCCGUCCACCUCGUCGCUGGAGAGCAGCAUGUCCUCCAAGACAUUUGUGUGUCGCAGCACGCCGCGACAGAAGCGCAACUUUAUCCAGGAGAACAUACGCAAUGCCAGCAAACCACGUGCAUACGCCUCCACGAUGAGCUCGAUUGCAAAUCGGAAGACUCGCAGACAGGAGACGCCAAGUGAUCUCCAAGCAUCUCCUGUGUGCACAUUUCAGGCGGAAGAGCGGGGAAGCAGCGCCCGUCUUUGGGUCACGUUGCCCAUGAGUCCGCGGAGUCCACGUAGUGUCAUCGGUCAGAAGCGCAGAUCGGCCAGUCCAAAUCGGGCAGUUUAUCCAACUUCCCACUCCUCCUGCUCGGCCUACGGCAAGCGUCGCAAACCCAUUGGGAUUCAUUUGGCCCGGAUGCGACGUAUUCCCCACUCCGUCUCCGUUUUGCAGAAAUCCAUAUCGAGUAGCACCUUCUUUGCCGAUACCUGUGAACUAUCCGAUAAUAUCGGAUUGAUGCAAGUCCAAUCAAAUACCACAUUUGAGCUGGAAGAAGAAGAAGAACCACAAAAUGAAACCCUCAAGCCGGAAACUGUUGAGGAAGAGGAUGAAAUUGGAGAGAAUAAAAUGAAUGCAACCAAUAGCACCAUUUAUUACAGUGCCAACGAUAGUACACUGACAGAGACUCAAAGAAGGAGCCAGGAAAUGGAAAUGACAAUAAAGAAGGAUAAUAAUAAAAAACUACAAACUCGAUUAUCCGGCGGAGAAACAACAGAUGUUGGCAGUCAAGAAGCUGGACAGGAAACUGUGGAAACCGAGGAAUAUAUUGAAUACACAAGCUAUAAUGACGAAUUGUCAGAUCCCGAUGCAGUUGAAGAGGAAGAAGAUAAUGGUGAGCAAAAAUUAGAGGAAAUUGAGGAAACUGAAGAACCCGAAGAAGCUGAUAAUCCAAACACAACUGAUGAUGAGGAAGAAACUUCCACAAACAAUCCAGUAACUUCAAAUGAUCUAGAGAUAGUCACUUACUCUAUUGACAAUGCUCAGACUUCGAGCUUGGAGAAUAUAUCUAUCGCCUUGGCAAAUGAAUCAAAUAUAGACAUUGUCAUCUUAGAAGAGAUUCAGGAAAGUACGAGUAAUAUUACAGAAAGCGAAGGUGAUAUUAUUUCCGCCGAACAGAAUGAUGAGAGAAAUGUGUUGAACAUUUUAGAAAUUGAUAGUUUUGACUCAUUUUCUCUUAGCUCGGUCCCAGCAGCCUUUAAUCUCGGCACAAACCGCAAACUCGACUUUAUAGAUAACGACAGUGAUGAUGAUAAAAGUUCAGUUGAUAAAGAAUUCUUGCUCACUAAAGAUGAGAAUUUACAAAUUUCGACUUCGGAUGAAUCGGAGGAGGAUGAUAACAAACCAAACACAUCUGCGGCAGCUGCAAAGAAAAGGAAAUCCAAAAGAAAAUCGGAAAACACUAAAGAUGACGAAAUUGUUGAAUUAAGAACACAGUGUAAGAUCAAGGAGGGAACUCUACAUAUAACCGAAGAAAAACCAUUAGACGAUAUUCAAAUCCCUCGUUGUGAGAAUGGUAAUAGGAAUAGGAUAAAUUCCUACAAUCCAUUUUUCGAAUACGAAGAUUGGAAUAUAUUCGAUAUGGUAGAUGAUGAAGCAAUUGCUGACGAACAUGAUGAAUAUGAGUUGGAGGAAUCUUUAAAUGAAUUUGAAAUAACAAUAGAAAAAGAUUUUGAUACGGAUCAUGAUGAUGAUGAAAAUAAUGAAAAUGAACAGUUGCGCAUUGAACUUGAUCCAAAUAUUCUGUAUCCCAUUAGCUCUGAGGAGGAUUCCUCAUACCUAAGAUUGCCUCCAGGCAUCUAUGACUUUGGUUCCUUUAUUCUGGAAUGCAUCAUAAGCGAAGAGCACACAACAGACGACGAAGACGACGAAAAAGACGAUACUAAUGCUAAAAACUCAUCACAAACUCUGGAAAUCUCUCAAAACGAAGCAAAUCAAUCGAUGGUUUUGCAAGAGGAAAUACAAAUCGAUAACUUUGAUAAUUUGGGUUUCGACAACUCACUUUCGGCUAAACCCAAAGACUAAUGCCCCACCCCACCCCUUUCUAUUUUUUCCCUUGAUAA
Drosophila innubila is the source of this 6749-nucleotide messenger RNA. It is a transcript of the gene hts, whose product is annotated as protein hu-li tai shao. Gene Ontology annotation, cellular component: plasma membrane; cytoskeleton; postsynaptic density. The transcript has 11 exons. The record is from RefSeq and is a predicted model, not a curated record. Gene Ontology annotation, molecular function: actin filament binding. Bases 313 to 6711 code for a protein of 2132 amino acids. NCBI's taxonomy places the organism in Eukaryota, Metazoa, Arthropoda, Insecta, Diptera, Drosophilidae.